Vigna angularis (adzuki bean) is the source of this 1916-nucleotide messenger RNA. Its product is annotated as metalloendoproteinase 1-MMP. Gene Ontology annotation, biological process: collagen catabolic process; extracellular matrix organization; proteolysis. The record is from RefSeq and is a predicted model, not a curated record. Gene Ontology annotation, cellular component: extracellular matrix. Gene Ontology annotation, molecular function: zinc ion binding; metalloendopeptidase activity. The transcript has a single exon. NCBI's taxonomy places the organism in Eukaryota, Viridiplantae, Streptophyta, Magnoliopsida, Fabales, Fabaceae. The coding region runs from base 279 to 1364 and encodes 361 amino acids.
UAGAGUUUACCCACCAUCGUCACUCAUGAAAAGAUGUCACGAUCCCCCAUCCAAAAAGGCAGAAUCUUCUUAUCUUUAUAACCCUAAUUUACUUCCAUCACCAAAGACAAACUCCAUACGCAUACAUAUAUAUGAUUCUAAACUCACAGUUAUGAUAAUACCGCCUGUCACAUAUUCUGUUUUUCAAUAACCUUUCUUUUUAUUCGGGGUUUAAUAAUUCAGCUCUGUGCUCUUUCGAUUGUUCCCCCGUAACAACAUAACUACCAUAGCGAAUAGUUAUGUUUCUGUUUUUCAGUUACUUUAACUUGUUCUUCCUCGGUGUGGCCAUCUUCCUUUGUCACCCUUGUUUUCCCGCCAGGAUCGUACCAGAAUCCGUAACCGUAAUAACCUCCGAAUCCCAAAAAACACAAACGCACAACGCCACGUGGCACGAUUUCUCCAAGUUCUUGUACGCCGAGCGAGGCAGCCACGUCAGCGGCAUGUCGGAACUGAAAAAGUACUUCCACCGUUUCGGUUACCUCGCUCUCCCCGAAACAACGCCGAACUUCACGGACACCUUCGAUUCCCAGUUCGAGACCGCCGUCUUCCGUUACCAGAAGCGCCUCGGCCUGCCAGUCACCGGAAAACUUGACUCCGAUACUAUAUCCGCCAUCAUGGCGCCGAGGUGCGGCGUCUCCGACGCCGCCACGCAUGGAAUCCACGCAGCGCGUCACUACGCUUACUUCAACGGGAAGCCGCGGUGGACGCGUGGAACUCCGAUGACUCUCACGUAUGCGUUCUCGCCGUAUAACAUGAUCGAUAGGGUGAGCGUGCCGGAAAUUCGAGCGGUGUUCGAGCGCGCGUUUUCGCGGUGGGCGUCGGUGAUCCCGGUGAGCUUCCGGGAGACGCCGGAGUACGAUAAGGCGGACAUAACGAUUGGGUUUUAUCUCGGGGAUCACGGCGAUGGAGAACCGUUUGAUGGAGUUUUGGGGGUUCUGGCUCACGCGUUCUCCCCUCAGAACGGGAGAUUCCAUUUGGAUGCGGCGGAAAUGUGGUCCGUGGAUUUCGAGCGCGAAGAUUCGAGGGUGGCCGUUGAUUUGGAAUCCGUGGCCACGCACGAGAUAGGUCACGUGCUUGGGUUGGGUCACUCAUCGGUGAAAGAAGCAGUCAUGUACCCAAGCCUGAGCCCCAGGAGAAAGAAGGUUGACUUGAAGAUUGAUGACGUGGCAGGAGUCCAAUCUCUCUAUGGCUCUAACCCAAACUUCACUUUUAGUUCUUUGUUGCAGUCCCAAAAUUCAUUAAACGCUGCAAUUGGCUUGGAAGCCCGUUUCUUCAGAUGGACCACCCUUUCUCUUGCCCUGGUCGUAUUAUUUUUAUGUGUUUGAUUUUUUCAUUACUUGUAUUUUAAUUCUUUGAUCAUAUAUAUGUGUAUGUAAAAAGGAAAAGAAAGCACAGAAAGUAAAGUUCAAUCACGUGGGCGAAGCCCUUGUGAUUCAUCUUAUAUGGGACCUUUGAUUUUUUUGGGUACAAUAGAUAUUUGUUUAAUUCCCCUACAUAGAAAAUGAGAUGCACCACAGAACUUUUCUGAGGGGAAAGGUGAGUACACUUUUGAUUGGAUUUGAGGAAAAAUUGCAGUACAAGACCGAUGGAAAAGGAAAGAUUGAAAUGAAAAGGUUUGUGGAAUAAAAAAAGAAGGCAAUGAAAAAUGAGGAAGUUGAUGUAAGAGGAUAGAAUAAGAUUCCGUAAGUUAAUGGCUAACCUAACCUCUGUAGUGGGAGGAACUAAGGAUUCUAUAUGUAUUGAAGAUAGACAGAAGUAUAACUGUCACAUGGUCGUAAAAGGUAUCAAUCUUAACUAACAUUCCCGCCCAAGGCUUCUCUUAUUUUGCUAUUUGGGGUCGAAUUUGCUUUCCAGUGUGGAUUGGUCCAACUUCACAA